CGUCACGGAGCCGGUGCGUGGAUUGGAAAAGGGCGGGCGGGCAGGCAGACGGACGGACGGACGGCGAGCGGCGGCGCCAUGGUGGAGAAGGAAGAAGCGGUGAUCAGUGAGGAGGAGGCGGCUCAGUACGACCGGCAGAUCCGCCUGUGGGGGCUGGAGGCCCAGAAACGAUUACGUGGCUCCCGUGUGCUGCUGGUGGGGAUGAAGGGUCUUGGAGCUGAAGUGGCGAAAAAUCUUAUUCUGGCAGGUGUCAAAGCACUGACUCUACUAGAUCAUCAACAGACUACCGCAGAGGAUGCAAGAUCUCAGUUCCUCAUUCCUGAUGGCUCUUUGGGAAGAAAUCGGGCUGAAGCAUCUCUGGAACGUGCGCAGAACCUGAACCCAAUGGUGGAGGUCAAAGUCGACACAGAUAACAUCAAAGACAAGCCUCAGGAGUUCCUUGCCCAAUAUGAUGCAGUGUGCCUUACUUGUUGUCCUCGUGAUGUGAUGGUCCAAAUUGAUCAGUUCUGCCGAACACACAAUAUCAAGUUUUUUGCUGGCGACGUCUUUGGUUACCACGGUUACAUGUUUGCUGAUCUGGGAGAGCAUGAGUUUGUGGAAGAGAAGCAAAAGGUGGUAAAAGUUGGACCUGGUGAAGAAGAUGGACCUAAAGCUAAGAAAGUCAAGAUUGAUCCAAAUGAAACCACCAUGAUCAAAAAGACGGUGAAUUUUUGCCACCUCAAGGAGGCUCUGGAAGUGGACUGGAGCAACGAGAAAGCUUCCUCUCUGAAACGAACUCCAAGCGAUUACUUCCUCCUUCAAGUUCUGUUAAAGUUUCGAAAUGUGAAGGCCCGCGAUCCUUCACCUGACAGCUAUGGAGAUGAUUCAGAACUGCUACUGCAGCUGAGGAACGAUGUGUUGGAUUCCUUGGGAGUGAAGAGCGACCUACUCGCAGACGAGUUCAUCAGCUCCUGUUUCUCGGAGUUAGCACCCGUGUGUGCUGUUGUGGGUGGAGUACUCAGCCAGGAAAUUGUAAAGGCCUUGUCCCAGCGAGACCCUCCUCACAACAACUUCUUCUUCUUCGAUGGACUCAAAAGUAAUGGAAUUGUGGACUGCAUUGGGCCUAAAUGAGGAAAAUCAGAGGAAGAUCAGACAUGAUUAGGGUAUCCUGGAUGCACAACCUUCACAGCCAAUAACAAGAAUCGCCAGCAAGCAGCAAUACCUAAAAUGCCCAAGUAAUGUUACCAUAUAAGAGAAAGUGAAAUUAUUUGGACAGAUUGGACUUGAUGACACAAUCAUACAGCUGCGCUGAAGUAAUCUCCAAGUUGCAAAUAAAUGCAGUUUCUUCCACUUGCAUGCAUUUACACAGUUAUGGUUUAUCAGUAAAACCACUGCCACUUGUGUCCAAUGUAGAUCUGGUUCUGAGCAUUCUGUCUUGUUCUGUUCCUGUUGCUUAUAAUUGCUUUGGCUCAAAUUUCAGUAUCGGGCAAUGCUGUAUGCAGACGUGCUCUUAUUCCACCCCCCCCCCCACCUCCCCCCCAACCAACCCAUGACAUCCAAGCGAGUGAAUUCCCACCCACGUCACUGAGGCUUUGCAGCAAAUGACAAGCUACCCAAUGAAACACCAUUCAAACUGCAGACCAAUCAAAAUAUAGUAAGUUGAUUAAUAUUAAGCAAUGUGCUCUCCACAUCUCACCUCACCUUUCCCUAUCCCUUGCACUCUCUGCGUUCUUUGCUGGAUCAUGCUUCAUUCUUUGGCUUUUGACUGAUUUGUAUUUGAUUAAUUACUAGCUCCAAAGACCAGAAACGUGAAGGUUGCCAGUCCCUCUGGCAUUCCUGUAGCACCGAGGUAUCAGUAAACAAGAGAGCUGUUGAAGGCUGUUUAGGUCCAAUUAACCUCAACCCUCCGGAGUGCCAACUCUGUCAGUUUGUGGUGUUGGCUGCGACUCAUUCAGACCUACUUUCACUUUGUAGUCAGGUUGUUGGUUCAGUUCCAUUCCAGAGACUCAACCACAAAUAUACAGACUGCAUUCCCAGUGUAGCACUGUCAGAGGUGUUGGUUUUUCCGAGGUGCACUUGCUGGACAUUAAAAAAAAGGUCAUGGUUAUUAUUUCAAUAAAAGAAUCAGGAGAGUUUUCCCUGGUAUUGUGUAGUUUGCUGUAUGUUAGUUGGCUGCUUUCUACAUUCCAGUUAAUGCUUUGGGACAUUCUGAAAGGCACAUGACAUUUGUAGUAGAAAUUCAAGUCUGUCUCUCUUUUUGUCAUUCCACCUGAACAAGCAGUAGCAGUCGUUCAAAGUUCUGUACCUCUUGUCAGUGUAGCACUCUGCUACUGCACUGGGCUGUUGAAAGCUAAUGCACCCCAGGUAUGAAAUGGUCUAAAUUUGGAGGAAAGUAUGUAUUUCCUUGGUGCUGGAAGAGGUUAGAAAUGGUGAGUGAGGAGGUAGUGGAGGUUUUGGAGACAGGGGACAUGAAUUUAUGGUUGAGUAAUCUGCCAAAAGAUGAUGGUCACACUCUAGACUUCAAACAUGGUACAAACAGUCUGGUUUCCUUUCCAGACUGUUCCAGCGAGAGCUGCCAUCUUUGCAGGGAGGGGAGUUAUCCAUAGUUUCUGGCAAAGGCUGCCGUUUCUCUGGUCUUAAUGGAUGGAUCGCAUGUCCAGCAGCAAUUUUGGGAAAUUCUUGUUGUACCUGAACCAGUUGAGUUCAGGAUUCUGCAAUAUAUAGGUGCAAGACAUGGGUGUGGAUUUCAAAUAAAUAAUAGUGCUAAUACAGUAAAUGGAGGAAAUCAUUACUUUGUUAACUCAAGAAUCCAGACACAAAGCUCAAUGGCAAGCAAUCUUGUUAGCCUUGGAAAAUCCUGGUGGAGCUAGAGACUGGCAGGAAUUUGGGCCAGCAAAUGUGACGAUGUUUGUUUACUGUUCAAACAAUUUGAGCUUCUGUGCGAAGCUGACAAUUAUGUAAUUGUCAUUGAACAAGCCGACAUGCGAUAUUGAAAGAACUCUUGUGUCACUCGCUCCAAUUAACUCUGAUAAUCCUCUCAGAACAGGAGGUGAAGGUAUUGGUGUGUCAAAAGCUGGCUGAAUUCAUUUCUGCAAAAAUAGUGCUUUACCCUGUAAUAGAUCAGUGAUCCCACAGUUGUUUGUACCAGUACCACACAACUGUGGAAUGAUUUUAUUACUUAUUUGAAAGAGAGAAGCCUUGGAAAUGUUGUCAUUCUGGGAUGUCAUAGUGAACAUUGUCCCGGCUAUUUUAAUAGCUGUAUUAAAGUUCAAUUUAAACUGGGUUAAUACAGUUAAUCUGAGAACAAUGUGUUAAACUUUUGCCCAAUAACAUAAUUCUCAGGCAUUUCCAGGCUUUGUAAUUAACUAUGGGCUAAAUGUGUUCCUAUUUAGUCAUUUUACCAAUUAUUAAAUACACGGUUUACAUUUUAUCUCUCUGGAUCCAGACAGUGCACAGAACCAUUAUGAGGGAACAUUAUGUUACAGUGUCUAUCUUUCACAAUUUCAUGGAUCAACACGAGAAGAGUUUUUCCAAAAUGACCCUCACACCAUGCACGUUGUUCCUUCAGUCAGGUUUGAGUUCAGUUAUAAUCUUGUCAGAGUCUCCUGGGUUUUACUUAGUUUCUGAAAAGUUUUGUAAUUUUGCAGGGCAGUCUUUGUUCUGUAAAUAAAGUUGACCUUUUUAUUAAAAGCACCUUUUCUUACCUGUAUUUUUUUGAGCCUAAGCAGCAAGGUUGGGUUGUGCUGGAGUGAAUCUCUGUGCUGUUCCAUACUGACCUCACGUUCUGUUUCCCUUCAGGCACACUUAGUGAUUUAAUGAAAGUCUUGUGCAAAGGAUCAGUGAUUGCAUGGUCCAACCCCACCAAGAUAAACCCAGUCAGACUCUCUCUCUGAAGAGGGGGAAGCAAAAUGGAUAAUUGCUAAACUGUGAUAAUUCUUCACAGAUGUUUCCCAACAAUCAACUUGUUGCUCACGAUGCAGUGUUAAAGCAUAAGAACUGGGAGCAGUAUUGAACCAUACUGCACCACAUGCCUGCUUCACCAUUCAAUACAACUAUGGCUGAUCUGAUCUAUGCCUCAAUGCCGUUUUCUUUUUUAUCUGUCAUAAAUCUGUGUCAGCUUAAAUAUAAACAGACUCAGCUUCCGCAGUUCUCUUGGUAAAGAAAGGCAAAGAUUUGCAACUAUCUGAAAGAAGUGCUUCCUCUUGUCCUCUUAUUCUGAAACUAUGCCCCCGGUUCUAGAUUCCUCCUGAGGGGAAACACCCUCUGAACAUCUCCCUUGUCUAAACCCUCAGAAAUGCAUGUUUAGAUGAGAUCACUUCUCAUUCUUCUAAACCCAGCCCAGAGUGCUGAGCCUUUCCCUGUAAACCAACCCCUUGUUUCCAGGCAUCAGCCUGAUACAGGGCUUCAGUCUAAAAUGUCAACAAUCCCUCUCCCCCCCACAGAUGCUGCUUGACUAGCUGAGUUCCUCCAGCAACAGCCUAGUAGUCCUUUGCUGACCUACCUUCCAACACAAGUACGUCUGUCCUUAACUAAGGAAAAUAGUGUGCAGUAAUUCAGAUCAGGUUUCACCAGUGUCAUAGAACAUAGAACAGUACAGCACAGAAUAGAACAGGCCCUUUGGCCCACAAUGUUGUGCCGACAUAGCUAAUCUACCUACAGAAUGUGCAUGUCCCACUAUUUUACCCUCUUUCAUGUGCCUAUCCAAGCCCCUCUUAAAAGCCCCCAGUGAAUUUGCCUUCACCACCCUAUCAGGCAACACAUUCCAGGCAUUGGUAUUGGUUUAUUAUUGUCACUUGUACUGAGGUACAGUGAAAAACUUGUCUUGCAUGCUGAUCAUACAGGUCAAUUCAUUACACAGUGCAGUUACAUUGGGUUAGUACAGAGUGCAUUGAUGUAGUACAGGUAAAAACAGUAACAGUACAGAGUAAAGUGUCAGCUACAGAGUGCAGUGCAAUAAGGUGCAAGGUCACAACAAGGUAGAUUGUGAGGUCAGAGUCCAUCUCAUCGUAUAAGGGAACCAUUCAAUAGUCUUAUAUCGGUGGGAUAGAAGCUGUCUGGUGGUUCGUGCCCUUGGGCUCCUGUAUCUUCUACCCGAUGGAAGAGGAGAGAAGAGGGA
Messenger RNA from Pristis pectinata (smalltooth sawfish), 5095 nucleotides. RefSeq names its product SUMO1 activating enzyme subunit 1 (gene sae1). Gene Ontology annotation, biological process: protein sumoylation. NCBI's taxonomy places the organism in Eukaryota, Metazoa, Chordata, Chondrichthyes, Rhinopristiformes, Pristidae. Gene Ontology annotation, molecular function: SUMO activating enzyme activity. The record is from RefSeq and is a predicted model, not a curated record. The coding region runs from base 79 to 1110 and encodes 343 amino acids. The transcript is spliced from 9 exons. Gene Ontology annotation, cellular component: cytoplasm; SUMO activating enzyme complex.